Molecule: messenger RNA, 666 nt
Organism: Spodoptera littoralis (African cotton leafworm)
Lineage: Eukaryota; Metazoa; Arthropoda; Insecta; Lepidoptera; Noctuidae
Source: the annotation of a GenBank genome assembly
AUGGCUGACCAAGGUUACGAAAUACAACCUAUUCAACCUGGAGAUACGGAGGAAUCUCUGCAGUUACUGCGACAGACGUUUUUCAUCGACGAACCUAUGAACCAAGCAGUUGGAUUAUGCAGUGACGGUACCUGUGCUGAGCUUGAAGAGUACUGCGCACACUACCUACAUGAAGACGGGUGGUCCUUCAAAGCAGUCGACAAAAAUGGCAAAAUCGUCGGACUAAUGGUCAGCGGAAUGUGUAUUUUGAAGCAAAAAGAUGACGGCAGCGACUACGUAAGCCAAGCUCAACAGUGCAAAAACCCAAAAUUCGCAAAGAUUCUAUACGUGUUAGCACAAAGAGAGGAAGGUGCUAAACUUUGGGAGAAGUUCCCUGAUGAGGAUGAGGUUCUUGAUGUGAAGCUUGCAGCCACGGACCCCAACUGGAGGAAGCGAGGCAUCAUGAACAAUUUAUUAGAUGCUACAGAGAAGCUGGCCAAACAACGUGGUUUCAAAGUACUUCGCAUGGACACAUCGAGUGCCUUCUCAGCAAUGUCUGCGGAGAAGUUGGGUUUCACUUGCAUGUACUCGGCUCCUUACACUGAGAUCAAGAUGGAUGGCAAACCUUUAAUAGUUCCUGAACCUCCUCACGUCGACGACAGAGUUUAUACCAAAGUUCUAUUAUAA